Molecule: messenger RNA, 1702 nt
Organism: Vigna umbellata (rice bean)
Lineage: Eukaryota; Viridiplantae; Streptophyta; Magnoliopsida; Fabales; Fabaceae
Source: RefSeq, a predicted model, not a curated record
UAUAAAAAGGCUAAAAACAUGUAUGGUGUGCGAGAGAGUGAAGGAAAGAAAAUGGCCGGCUAAAAUGGGGAAUCAUAACAUUUUCUUUGGUGACUUCUCCCUUGGUGCAAAUCCUUUCAUCUCGGUUUCACAGAUCAAGAAUCCAAAACAUAAAAAUUACGGAUUUCCCAACAAGAAUCACCCACAUUUGAAUUUUCAAUAAGUCCAAACAGCAUCCAGAGACCAGAAGACCCGUAACAGCUAGCUUCCAAUUAUGCCACCAAAAGAAAGCCAAAAAGAAAACAUUACACGAGGAAUGCUGCAAUAUAUAGUAUAUACACGAGACACAAAGAUGGACAUGUUCAAUCGUUCAUGUACUUUCACAAAAAGAGAACAUGGGAUCAGCACACGAUGAGGACCCCAAUGUUUUCCACUUUAGCCAUCCACAUCCUUUGCAAUGCACCACCCUACCCUCCGCACCAAAUAUUCUAAGCUGCUUUGGAUGCAACAUCAAAAUUAACUCUGCUGACGACUAUUACCAGUGCAAAACAUGUGCUUUUUCUCUUCACCAUGUCUGCUACAACAUGCCCUUAAUCACCAACCACCCUUCACAUCCAGCCCACCAUCUACUCCUCCUUCCUCUACCUUCCACCAAACCUACUCUCAACUGUGUCGCAUGUGGCCACCGUGUCACGGCCUUUUCCUACCACUGUGCUCAAUGCGCCAUCUUCUUCCAUGCCUUGUGUCUUGCACUCCCUCUCUCCCUCGCAAUCACAUGCCACCCCCACAAAAUCAAGCUUGAGUUUUCACCACCCUAUGAGUUCUUCUGUGACUUGUGCAACCAGCCCAGUAAUUACAACCACCGCUGGCUCUAUAGAUGCAACAUGUGUGAAUUCGACACACAUGUAGCUUGUGCCCUUGAAAACCUAGAGCCCCGUCUGUUUCAAAGCCCGUCUUUCUCUCGAUCAAGCCCUCUGUUACGGCAACUUACCCGUCACCAAGUGGAGCACACAAAAUUCAGUGCAAGUUUAGGUGAUAGUUUCAAAGGGUAUGAGUACGGGAUCAUGAGUUUGGUGGCGGAACAGAUUGGAGGGGGACCCAGAGAAAAUUUUGAUAGUAAAACCGCUGGAUGGAACAAGAGAUUGUACAGUAGUCCAAAGAAAAAUCUUAACAGAGCUGAGAGUGAGAGGAUGAAGAAUGCUCAACUUAAAUUACUGGGAAAAGAACUAAACCCUGAUGAACUUUUAUCAAAAUUAGAAGAAAGAACACCACUUCGGGAUAAAUGGACUCCACUUUCUGAUCAUUCACCGUUUAGCUACCAAAACAGCGACUCAUAUUUUUCAAUAGAUUUGGCAAAGUCAUAUUCAACCCAUUCAGGUAGAAGUCAAGUUCAAAAAGAUGGUGGAAGUGACCAGAUAACACGAGCUGCUACUAACUAUGUAAACAAUUGUGGACAACGUGAAGAACCAUCCGUUCCAGUUAAUAAUAAGCCGAACGCAGAUGUUUUGAUCAAAGAAGGACGAACUAGUGAUGUUGGGAAAUCAGACCGGAGAGUUAUGAUGAAAAAUGCUAACGAAAGCCACGCUAAACGGUCUGUUCAAGACAAAACAAUAUCGGAGACAGUAAGUUCCAAUUAGUACCUUUUAUUUCUUCAGCCUCCACGCUCCAAAAUAAAAUCUCUUUAAUCGAUUCUUGUUUUUUCAUCUGAAUGACAAAAAAGAAA